AGAAUUCGCAAUUCCGGGAAAGAAUGAUUCCUGGAAUUCCGCCGAAAUCAUGUCGUAAGAAAAGCCGGAAGAAACUAUUGCUAGACUGUUUACGAUUUGUAAUUUGUCGCAUUUGUAGAAAGAUUUGAGGCGAGAACACAGUGUACUCGAAUGUAGAGUUUGUGAACAAACGCUUGAUAGACUUGUAACGCUUGAUAGAGGUGUAUAAAGAAGGGAUAAACGCUUGAUAGCAGCAACAAGGUCUCCUCUACCGGUUACAAAACGAUAGAAGAUGCAAAGCUCGCACGAAAGAGAUCAUUCUCGCUACAGCUACCCUUACGCCGUGUACAUCUUCAGUGGAGAUGCACAACGAAUGAAACAACAUCAAGGUCGGUGCUGGGACUUAUACGGUUUGUGGACCCACUCCACGUCUCCUGUCGUGCAAUAUAUUUGUGAAGAAGGCAGUAGUUCACCCGCGGAGAGAUUGGGCCUUGAAUUACUCGGUCAGUGUAUACCACAGUCAAUGAGUCGAGGUCAUCGUCGACACGGUCGUGGAAGAUGGUUGGUUAUAUUUAAUGAUGGUGCAGUAUUGGAACCGUCUUUGACUCAACCAGAUGGUCUUGCUCCUAUCAAAUGUUUUAUUAAGGAAUUACCAAUGGAAAGUCCAUUCGUAAAGUUUAAGUCUGACCGUGCAACACACCGCAGCCGUUCGCCUGAGCGCAGGCUCAGAGAAGAUACUCAUGAAAGACGUGUUCCUGUGGACAGGCCCGUGAUUCCUCAUGAAAGACGUGUUCCUGUGGACAGGCGCGAUGAUCGAGCAUCCAGGAGCCCAGAGCGACCAUUGCAGUGGUAUACAACAUCACGGGGUGAAGAGACUUUGAGAAGUAUCUAUAAUCAAUGUACUCGUGCCUUUCCAGCUCCAGCAAGUAAAGUUGAGAUGAGUAGGGACUCUAUUCACCAUAAUAUGCAACUGACGAUCCAGCAUAACCAGAAAACAUAUAGCAUCCAUUUUCCCGACAAUUUUCCACAAAGUUCAGCACAUGUAGUAAUCAGCAGCAUCUUCGCUAACAGGAAAAUAUCGGCCAAAACAACAGAGGAAAUUCUGAGAACAAUCAAGAGCGAUUGUCGGUGUUACAAAUGUAGUUCUAGCAGAUUUUAAGGACCCUCAUGCGAAAUGUUAAGUUUAUGAUCACAGACUUUAAGUCAUCUACUUUGCUUGAUACAAUGCAGCAUUGCAUGUAAAUUCUAUGACGUGCUCGAGAAUCCUUAGUCAGUAUCGCUUUUUGGCGAUAAAAAGCAG
This is a messenger RNA of Dendronephthya gigantea, 1279 nucleotides long. RefSeq lists its product as uncharacterized. The record is from RefSeq and is a predicted model, not a curated record. The transcript is spliced from 2 exons. Bases 272 to 1138 code for a protein of 288 amino acids. Lineage: Eukaryota; Metazoa; Cnidaria; Anthozoa; Malacalcyonacea; Nephtheidae.